AUGGCUGCUGCCUCUAAAGGCUUCCUUUAUCAGCUUAUUGGAAAAGACUUCCCAGUUCUGGACAGAUUUACAGCUCAAAUAAGCACCAGGAACAAAUUAACUGCCAAGAGCUGUCCUCUCCAUGAUGCUGUUGAUAGCCGUGUUAAGGUGGAAGAGGCCUUGGAAGCUGUCAAAAAUGCUACAAAUGAACAAGACCUUGCAAAUCACUUUAAAGAAUUUGGCAAAGCAAUGGUGAAACUGAACUAUGUAGCAGCAAGAAGACAACAGGAUCUGAAGGACCCUCACUGUCGGAAUGAGAUGGCAGCCGUCCGAGGGGCUCUAAAGAAGAAUGCCACAAUGCUGUACACAGCCUCCCAAGCGUUUCUCCGCCACCCAGAUGUUGCUGCCACCAGAGCCAACCGAGAUUAUGUGUUUAAACAAGUCCAGGAAGCCAUUGCUGGCAUCUCCAAUGCUGCUCAAGCUACCUCGCCCACCGAUGAAGCCAAAGGCCACACAGGCAUCGGUGAGCUGGCUGCAGUCCUGAAUGAGUUUGAUGUAAGUGUCCCAGUGGUGCACACAGAGGAGUAUACACUUGCAUUGAAAAAAAUGAUUUGGGGAUGA
This is a messenger RNA of Neofelis nebulosa (Clouded leopard), 600 nucleotides long. RefSeq names its product catenin alpha-2-like. NCBI's taxonomy places the organism in Eukaryota, Metazoa, Chordata, Mammalia, Carnivora, Felidae. Bases 1 to 600 code for a protein of 199 amino acids. Gene Ontology annotation, molecular function: actin filament binding; beta-catenin binding. The transcript is spliced from 4 exons. Gene Ontology annotation, cellular component: adherens junction; catenin complex. Gene Ontology annotation, biological process: cell migration; cell-cell adhesion. The record is from RefSeq and is a predicted model, not a curated record.